UGCAUAUUGUGAUGUGUUUUGGGAGCUGAGCCAAUGCCUCUGCUGAUAGGACCCCUAUGGGGAAAAGGGGUGUUUUCUCAGCUCUGCCUGGGACACUAAAUGGCUCUUUUUUCCCUUCUGAUCUAUGCAAAAGAGAGGAAGGGGUGGGGGGUGGGGGCAUUGUUGCAAAAAAAAACAAAAAAACCCCACGAUGGUGUGUGAGUUAGUUUUUGUGAGUUGCGGCAGCAUGCAGGACUCAUCCGCAGCCCUUGCUAUGGACGGUUACACCAGCAAUGUGCCAGCGUUUCUUACUAAGUUGUGGACUCUGGUUGAAGAUCCCGAAACCAAUCACCUUAUCUGCUGGAAUACGAAUGGCACCAGCUUCCAUGUUUUCGACCAGAGUCAGUUUGCCAAGGAAGUCCUGCCCAAAUAUUUCAAGCACAACAUGGCGAGUUUCGUCCGCCAGCUGAAUAUGUACGGGUUUAGGAAAGUGGUGAACAUCGAACAAGGCGGACUUGUGAAACCUGAACGUGAUGAUACGGAAUUCCAACAUCUUUAUUUCCUACAAGGCCAUGAACAUCUUUUGGAGCUGAUCAAAAGGAAGGUGUCUGUGGUGAAAAGUGAAGAAACCAAGAUGCGCCAAGAAGACCUCAGCAGGCUUUUGUACGAGAUCCAAGUCCUCAGGAACCAGCAGGAGAUGAUGGAAUGUCAAGUGCAGGAUGUGAAACAGCAGAACGAGGUUUUGUGGAAGGAAGUUCUAUGUCUCCGGCAAAACCAUUUGCAGCAUCAGAAAGUGAUCAAUAAGCUGAUUCAAUUUCUGUUUGGCCAGCUCCAGUCCAGUCCCAGCAGCCCUGGGAUAAAGAGAAAACGGCCUCUCAUGUUGGAUGAUGGGAACUCUGCCCCACAGGUGGCCAAAUUCAGAAGACCUCUGCCUUUGGAUCCCUUUCACGAACCUUGCUACAUUCAGUCUCCAUCCGCAGAGCCUGCCUCGUGUUUAAACAGCCCCGUUCCGAGAGGAGCCAUCAUUUCUGAUGUUUCGGAGGCCGCCCAGCCCAGUCCGGUGGCUUUACAGCUGCCUCCUGACAGUGAGAGGGAAACCAAUCUUCUGCUGAUCAAGGAAGAAGCCGCUGGUCCGGACAGGAAAGCUGCAUUCACUAGUCCUGCUGUUCCUUUGGUUGGGUACAACUCCUGUCCUGAGCCCCCUGUGCUGCCCAUUACUGUGGUCCAAUCGGUCUUAGAUGGGAGGACAAGGUGCGAUGAUCUGCAGCCAAUGUGUUUGCAGCCCCAGGAAAGACGAUCAUUUUUGGACAGAACAGUCAUUCCUGAUCUCUGGGACGGGGCUGAUCUGAAUUUCGAAGGCUUUCAGAUCUUGCUAAGAAACCCGCAGUACAGCCUGGAAACCAACAGAUCUUUGGAGGCCUUCAAUCCCAUGAUCCCAUCGAGUGAGUGGACUUUAAAUGACGUGGAGGCCGAUUUGCCUGGGGCUGCAGAUGCUCACUGUGGAACAACUGGAGAAGAACAUAAAUAAGAAGUCCUCCUGAGGACCAGAGCCUCAUUUUCAGUACCUCUUGCCCAGGAACUGAAUAUUUACAUCUGGAAAACACGGCUUUUGUCUGCUGGCUUUGUGUGGGAUUUCGGUGACCGACACACACACACAUUUCACAAGGAAAGAUUAUUUUUUCCGACAUAACUCUUGUGCUGCUAUUUUGACCAGUUCAGGACACUCGAAUGGAGAGCUCCAUGCGUUCAACUGGUUUUUUGGGGGAGGGGGGAGGCCAUGCAUUCAACUGGUUUGUUCUGCAUACUCUCGCAGUCUCCUCCCACCUGGUGCCCUCCAGAUAUUUUGGACUACAACUUCUUUCAUCCACAGCCGGUGUGGUGAUUAGCCAAGCCCUGUAUUGUGUAUUUAGCGUAUCUGUUUACUUUAGGCUGUUCAACAAACAUGACCUCAUGUAGGAAUCAGUAUCUGACCAAGUGAUCCUUUUACGGUUAUGUCCGCUCGGCUCAUGUUUUUGACACAUCUCGAAUUUCGGUUGACUCUUCGGAUUUUGGGAUUUUGGGCCAGUUGUCAAAUUCCUGGAAUUUCUUGAAUUAGCCUAAAGAUCAAGGCCUAAUUUGAGCUUUAGAUGCCAAAAUGCUUCGAGGCAGUGGUGAAAUCCAAUUUUUUUUAACUACCGG
Messenger RNA from Pantherophis guttatus, 2157 nucleotides. It is a transcript of the gene HSF4, whose product is annotated as heat shock transcription factor 4. Gene Ontology annotation, molecular function: sequence-specific DNA binding; DNA-binding transcription factor activity. The record is from RefSeq and is a predicted model, not a curated record. NCBI's taxonomy places the organism in Eukaryota, Metazoa, Chordata, Lepidosauria, Squamata, Colubridae. Gene Ontology annotation, biological process: regulation of DNA-templated transcription.